Molecule: messenger RNA, 579 nt
Organism: Caenorhabditis briggsae
Lineage: Eukaryota; Metazoa; Nematoda; Chromadorea; Rhabditida; Rhabditidae
Exons: 5
Coding region: 1-579 (192 amino acids)
Molecular function (GO): phosphatidylinositol binding
Source: RefSeq, a predicted model, not a curated record
AUGAGAAUGAUGCAAGCGCGCUCCGCUGCACACACGGAAGAUUUUGAGAAUUUGCGCGCGAAUUUGAAAAGCUUUUUUUUCGGAAAAAUUCGUCAUUUUCCGCCUCGAUUUAUAUUGCGAAAUAUUACACCCCGGCAGCCGGGGAAAAGGGGGCGGAGCCUAAAUUUAUUUUUCAGAAUUUUAGCUGUUUUUUGGAUUUUUGAAGAAAAUUCUUUAAAAAUGGUAUUUGGAUAUUUUUCAACUACAGUAUGCCCACCGGCACUGAUUUUCAUGGGGCAGCAUCAGGAGGAGAAUGAGAGAUUGCUGAAAGAAGGACUUCCAGACGACGUCUGGUUCCACGUCGACAAGGUGCCUUCGGCACAUGUCUAUCUUCAAAUGCCUCGUGGCAUUACAAUAGACACAAUUCCAGAAGAAUUGCUCGACGACUGCUGUCAACUGGUGAAAGCCAAUUCGAAAAUUGGGAAAAAAAUGGACAAAGCUACAGUAGUCUACACGAAAAGGGAGAAUUUGAAAAAGACGAAAAUGAUGGAUUCGGGAGAGGCGAGGAAAUCUGAAAUUCGAAAAAUCCGAAAAAAAUGA